This is a messenger RNA of Rhodotorula graminis WP1, 282 nucleotides long. RefSeq lists its product as uncharacterized. Bases 1 to 282 code for a protein of 93 amino acids. The record is from RefSeq and is a predicted model, not a curated record. NCBI's taxonomy places the organism in Eukaryota, Fungi, Basidiomycota, Microbotryomycetes, Sporidiobolales, Sporidiobolaceae. Gene Ontology annotation, cellular component: trans-Golgi network. The transcript is spliced from 5 exons.
AUGAGCAGACCACACGCCAGCUCAGUCGACGCAGACAACGCCUGGGGCCCACCUCCCGCUCUCGUCCAACCAGCAGAGAGCUUCAGUGCCGCAGACGUCGCAGAGAAGGAGGCCCUCGUCCAAGAGAUCGUCAACCGCCAGGACGGCCUCAGAGCUCUCCUCCAGCGAGUCGGCGAGGUCCAGGGCGAGGCAGAAAAGCUCAAGGCCGAGAACGCCACCCUCCAGACCUACAUCGACAACCUCACCAGGACCAACGCAGUCGCCGCCGGCGCAAGUCGUUGA